Molecule: messenger RNA, 2826 nt
Organism: Trichosporon asahii var. asahii CBS 2479
Lineage: Eukaryota; Fungi; Basidiomycota; Tremellomycetes; Trichosporonales; Trichosporonaceae
Exons: 2
Coding region: 1-2826 (941 amino acids)
Source: RefSeq, a predicted model, not a curated record
AUGGACCGGCCUUUCGAUUAUGAGGGCUACAAGCGCGACACCGCCCACGUUGUGCGUUGGGUGCUCACCACUUUCAACAAGAUUCUCCGCGCCAACCCACUUCAUGAAGGCAUUGAUGUCCCCGAGAUCGCUCCUGACGAGGAGGCUCCGACAUUCAACCGUACUGGCAAGGCGCAGUGCCGCGAGCUGCUCUCGAAGAAGCUCAGCAAAACCAACCCCCGGUAUGCUAACGGCAACAAGGGGCACAAGGACUUCAUCAACGUCCUUCAACAGAUGUUUGAGCAGCUCGGAGGCUCAGGUUGGCUGAUACGGGAUAAGGCUGGCGAGCCCGACUUGACCGAGCAAGAGGCUACCGUGCGACUGAUCAACUACUUCGAGAAGCUGCACGUCGAGCAUGGCGAGGAUGUGAAGGAGCCUUCCGCCGACGAGGAGGAGCCGUCGACGCGCCAUAGGGCGCAACCACAACGGAAGAAGAAGGGCAAGGCGGGCAAAAAGCGGCCGAAGACGAAGAAGGUUCCGCCACCCGAGCAGGAGGAGGAUCCCGUCGAGAUGCUGGAGAACCUGCCGCUCGAGCGCUUCGAGAUCCUUCCCGACGAGGACAGCGCGGUCACCGACCACCUCAUCGCCGUUCACGGCCUCAUCCAGGAGUGCGUGGAUGUGCUCCGCUACAUUCAGGAUGUCUGGCACGACGUUGCAUACGACGAGCUGAACAGCGCUGUUGCCGGCGCGCUCACGAACACCGCAAUCGCCGCAGUCACUAGGCGCGGCCAGAAGCUGCAGGAGGAGUUUGGUGGGACGGCAUCAUACGACGCGGUCAAUGAGAUUGUCGUUGGAGGCGACAUUGCCAAGAUCCAGGGCCAGUUCGGCAUGCCAUACACCUCUGGUGGAGAGCGGAAGUGGGCCGAGAUCGAUGUCACGGAGCAGUUCAUGGUCCCCGCCUACCGUGAUCUUGUUGAGUUCGUCACCGACUACCGUCUGAACCGGAACGGUAAGCCGACGAAGCGUAUGCAGAAGGAGCUCGCUCGCUGGGACCCGGACCUCGACCUCGUCAAGGCAAGUACGGAGGAGCGUCUGUCAUGGCGUCGGCUCUACACUCUCAACUGGCUCUACGAGCUCGUUCGCGUGUACACCUAUCCCGUUGCUCAAGGCAUAUCCGCAGGCAAAGAGUACAAGUGGGAGGACGUUGACUGGUCACCCUCCGGACCUUGGGCGAGUCACCGUCGAUUGUUCGGACUCGACAACUUUGCGUCAUUCCUCACAACUCUCGCGACACAGAAGCCGGGUGCUCCGAUCGCAGACAAGAUCCGACACCACCACGUCUUGCAGCUGCAAUUGCUUGUCGACUCGUUUGCGGUGACGCGCGGGUGGGCGAUUCAUGUCAUUCGCGGGCACGUCCUUGAGACACCGACUGCUGGGUUCGAGUGCCAGCGCGACAUCGACAUGUUCCUCGACCGCGACGAGCAGCGCGGUCAGCAGGGCUUCCUCCCCGCCAUGGAGCAGUCUAUGGAGGGCCUCAAGAUGGCAUUAGGGAGCCUGCGGUCGGAGGACAACGCGUUUCUGGAGGUCUUGGAGGCAGUGGACGAUCAGCUCACCGAAUGGCUCGGCGCUGCAGAUCCCCUCAUCGAUAUUCCAGGGCUGGCCCCGCCGCGCUUCCCCGAGUUCGACGGACUGUGGCGUUAUUCGCCUCUGUUGUGCGGGGUGGGACUCGAAGAGGCGCUCGAGAUGGUGGCUCUCCUCGGCCGCUUGCUCUGUGACGCCUUGUCAGAGCUCAUCCCACUCAUGCACGUGUACAACAUGCUCACCCAGAGGGGAUACCUGGAGCCGAUCGAUUUGUUCGAGAUUGUGCUCGAGAUGUACCCCGAUGCCUUCUUUGAGGGCGGCGAGGUGCCCGAGUCCGAUUUCAUGGCGGCACUGUUCAGGCGUCUCGGCGCCCAAUCGAUUCACGAUGUCCCUCGCAAGCUAGGCAGGCGAGACUACGGGCUCCCCGAAGAUCCCUUGGAGGGCAGGACGGUCUGGGAGCUACUGCAAUCUCACAAGUAUGAGUUCUUCACAACUGAACCGCUGCUUAUCGCUGCUCGCCGUGCCGGCUGGGAUCCUGCUAAGGUCUCGCCGGAGACGUUCGAUUUCCCAAGCUUGAUGGGAUGGGACGUGCUCCGCCGAACCCCGCGCGUGCGUGGUGCGACUGGGGAGCGCUUCGCCGACACGCCGUUUGUGAAAAGGGUGCGAGCGCGAAGCGCACGCGCAAGUGGGCUGAACGAAGCGGACCUUGUAGCCAGGGUGAGGCGCUACAACACGCCCUACCGCGCGCGCGACGCGGGUCACAUCGGCCUGCGCGCCAUCACCGACGGCAGUGCUGCCCCUCCCCCUCCACGCAGCGAGUCACCAACCGAAGUCCCGCCCAGCCAACUACCCGCCUGGUCGCUGCGGGAGUAUCUCGACCAACUGCGUGUCGACUUCAACAACGACGUGUGUGGCAAACCCUAUCCCCGCAGUGGGAUUAAUUACUUCAGCGUCGCCAGCCUCGUGCUCCAAGCCACAGAGAGGAUUGUGUCCGCGCUCACGCACAUGCACCACAACAUCUGCAUCGCUGCUACUCGCUCUGGCCGCUGUGAACCCGAUCCUAUAACGGUGCUCGCCCUCCUGCUCGAGGCGGACGAGGCGGCGCUGGAGGCGGUCGCGAUGCAGUUCGAGGACGUUGACUUUGGAUACUGGGAGUUCAACUAUUGGGACGUCGUCGAGGCGCCAGAGCGCAGGAGUCAGAAGAAGACGAAGAAGAAGUGGGAGGACGGGCUGCCUGCAGAGCCAGAGACAUGCGUGCUGAUGUGA